AUGGAACAAAGAGCCACCGCACAGUGCCUUUCUCUGCUUCCGAAACUAAGCAGCUUGAAAGAAGUGAAACAAAUCCAUGCCCACAUGAUCAAAACUGCAUUGGAUCAAUUCCCAUAUGAAGUCAGCAAAGUUGUAGAAUUCACUUCUCUUUCUGUUACACCUCAAAGCUUUGCUUACGCGCGCGAGCUGUUUUAUCGGAUCCAAAAUCCCAACCUGUUCCUCUACAAUACCAUGAUCAGGGGUUGCUUAAUAAACAAAAGAUCAGAAGAAGCCACCUUCCUGUACAUUCGAAUGCGGGGUGAGAAUCUCCUCCCCAAUAACUUCACAUUUCCCUUUGUUCUUCGUGCCUUCGAGGACAAAUUGGACCUCAAAGGCGGGAAGGAGGUUCACGGGUGCAUUCUAAGAACUGGGCUUGGGUCGGAUCUCUAUGUUCUGACCACACUCUUGAACAUGUACUCUGUGUGUGGAGGUAGCAUGAAAGCCACAACCAAGGUCUUUGAGGAAAUGCCCCUGAAGGAUGUGGUGUCUUGGAAUUGCAUGGUUUCUGGGCAUGUCAGACAUGGAAGCUUGGAGUUGGCGAGAACAUAUUUUGAUCAUGCCCCUGCAAGGAGCCUUGUCUCUUGGAAUUCGAUACUCUCUGGGUACGCCAACUCUGGGAGGAUUGAAGAAGCAGAGAGAUUGUUCAUGGAGAUGCCAAAGAAGGAUACAGCGUCCUGGAAUUCACUGAUCAGCGGGUACCUUAGGAUUGGUGACCUUAACUCUGCAGAAAGGCUCUUUGAUCGAAUGCCGGCGAGGGAUGUCGUUUCUUGGACAGCCAUGAUCGACGGGUAUGUGAAAAAUGGUCACUAUGAUCGUUCUUUGGCUCUAUUUCAUCAGAUGCAGCUGGCUGAAAUCGAACCCAGUGAGGUGACCCUUCUUAGUGUGCUCACUUCUUGCGCUAGCUUGGGUGCACUAGAACUAGGAAAAUGGGUUCAUGCUUAUAUAAAAAAGAUUGGCUUUUCAAUUGAGACCAAUCUUGGUACUGCACUUAUAGAUAUGUAUGCUAAGUGUGGAAAUAUGGAGAAAGGUUUGGAGGUCUUUUUCAACCUGGGGACAAAGAAAGAUGUGAUUACAUGGACAGCAGUGAUAUCUGGACUAGCCAUUAACGGAAAAUGUAGAGAAGCCCUAGAGUUCUUCAAUCGCAUGGUGACUGAAGGUAUAAAGCCUGACCGAGUAACGUUUCUUGGGGUUCUAUGUGCAUGUGCUCAUGCAGGAUUUGUUAAGGAUGGGUUUCAUUACUUCGAUUCCAUGAAUAAAGAUUACCUUCUGGUGCCCAGAAUGGAGCACUAUGGUUGUAUGGUUGACCUCCUUGGACGGGCUGGUUUACUUGAAGAGGCUAUGGAGUUUGUUAAAGCCAUGCCAUUUGAACCCGAUCCUGUUAUUUGGGGAUCCCUCUUUGGUGCCUGUCAAAUGCACAAGAAUUUGGAAUUGGGGGAGCAAGUGAUGGAACGCCUUUCAAAAAUGGAUCCCUGGAAUAAAGGAAAUCUUGUGACCUUAUCUAACAUCUAUGCUGCCACUAGUAGAUGGGAUGAUGUUGCUAAAACAAGGAAGAAGAUGAAAGAGAAAGGGACGAGAAGAACACCUGGAUGCAGCUCCAUUGAAGUCAAUUUCCACGUUCAUGAGUUUGUUUCCGGAGACAGCUCGCACUUGAGAUCCAAGGAAACCUAUGAAAUGCUGGAUUUGUUGGCAGGGAGAAUGAAGGUUGCGGGUUGUUUACCAAACGAUGUGCUUCUCCUAGAGGAUUAG
Messenger RNA from Nelumbo nucifera (sacred lotus), 1785 nucleotides. Lineage: Eukaryota; Viridiplantae; Streptophyta; Magnoliopsida; Proteales; Nelumbonaceae. The record is from RefSeq and is a predicted model, not a curated record.